Oncorhynchus mykiss (rainbow trout) is the source of this 803-nucleotide messenger RNA. NCBI's taxonomy places the organism in Eukaryota, Metazoa, Chordata, Actinopteri, Salmoniformes, Salmonidae. The record is from RefSeq and is a predicted model, not a curated record.
AUGACAUUUAAGAUCCGUCUCUGGUAUUUAAAGGAGUGUACAGUAAGACCAAGGAUUCUGGAGCUCUUUCCUAUGUUGAAGAGGGACAAACUGCUGGGAGCCAUUGUCUACUCUGACGGACAACACAACGAUGCUCGAAUGAAUCUCGCCAUCACCCUCACUGCUGCUAGGUAUAGGGCUGCCAUAGCCAAUUACACUGAAGUGGUGCACCUACUGAAGAGGGCAGAUCCUCAGAUGGGCACGGAGAGGGUCUGUGGAGUGCGUUGCAGGGACGUGAUCACAGGGCAGGAAUUUGAUGUCAGAGCCAAAUGUGUUAUCAAUGCCACGGGACCUUUUACCGACGCACUGCGGAAAAUGGAUGAUCAGAAGAACCCCAACAUCUAUCAGCCCAGUGCUGGGGUGCACAUCGUCAUCCCGGGCUAUUACAGUCCAGACAACAUGGGUCUCCUGGACCCAGCCACCAGCGACGGACGCGUCAUCUUCUUCCUGCCCUGGGAGAAGAUAACCAUCAGCGGAACCACAGACACUACCUCAGCCCCGAUGUCGAAGGUGACUAUGACAUAGGCCUAGGAUUGAAAAAUGACAGUAACUUUCCACCCAAAAGAUAUCCUGGUUGGAGGAUUCUAGGUGUCCUGCUUAUUUCUUCCUGAUUCCAGGAAUCUUCCAGACUUCUGGAAAACAUAGGAUUGUGCAACCCUACACGCACCUGCUUAUGAGGGAUUCACAGUGUAAAAAUAUAAUAUCUCUACCGAUACAAUUAUUAAGAUCAUAUUUAUAACAGAUUUUUUUGUACAAAUGUUUAA